AUGACGUUUUCAUCCGGUAACGCCAGAACGCGUAAUUCUACGGGCCAAAGGCUAAAGAACCGGCGACGGAACGGCCCUGUGACAGUACCGGUAACGAUACGCCGCCUUCUCUCAACCUCCGCCGGCUCCGAGAAGGCUGUGCUCAACUUUAUCACAACUCCCAUUUCUCCCACACCCUCCGGAUACGCAUUAACCACCGCAUCCUUCUCGAUUACACCAUUACGCAUUCCCCAUGACCUGUCGGCUCAACGAGAGCUAGGAACAUAG
Messenger RNA from Talaromyces rugulosus, 267 nucleotides. RefSeq lists its product as uncharacterized. The transcript has 2 exons. Bases 1 to 267 code for a protein of 88 amino acids. The record is from RefSeq and is a predicted model, not a curated record. NCBI's taxonomy places the organism in Eukaryota, Fungi, Ascomycota, Eurotiomycetes, Eurotiales, Trichocomaceae.